Molecule: messenger RNA, 7587 nt
Organism: Lecanosticta acicola
Lineage: Eukaryota; Fungi; Ascomycota; Dothideomycetes; Mycosphaerellales; Mycosphaerellaceae
Source: the annotation of a GenBank genome assembly
AUGGCCCUGCGAGUCGGCCGUCUCGGUCGCCUCCGCUCUUCCUCCAGAGGCCUGAAUACGGAUGAGCAGGCCACCGACACUGCUGCUCUUAUCCGGCUCCUCUUUUGCCACUCUGCUACUUCUGACGCCGACGAGCUCAGACGCCUAUCAGAGAAUGCGGAGAAAUUGCGGCUCCAUCUGGGUUCCCAUACCGCUUCCAAGGACACCUUCCGACAUGGCGGCGCCUUCGAGAGGAUCCUCGACCUUCUCACCACCCUCACGUCUCGCCAGGAUCUCGCACAUGACGAUGCUUCCUUUGCCUCUUCCACUCACAUGAUCAGCCGUCUCCUGGCGCUGCUUUCUGAGGCUCUCCGUCAUCACCGCGGCAAUGAGAGGUACUUCAGGAACCACCUCGAUGGAUGGUCUUCACUACACAGAGCUUCGGGAGCCCUCCAGGAGCACAUCUCUCGCAAUCCAAAGCGGGAAGCUGUGGCACAACAUGUCGCCGUUUUGUACGAUGUCUUCCUCGCCUUUGCUCUUGGCUUGGAUGAGUGUAGGUACUUCCAUGGGCUACUUCAGAACGAGCAGUCAGGCAAUGCGGCCGACGGCGUGCAGAAAGCUCCUGUACUGAGAAACGCUACCAUCAGACAUCCAGAGAUAUGCGCGGAUGUCAUUGGACUAGCGUUGCAGUUCGCUCCUGAGUCAGCUACCGCUGAAAACGAGUCUCUACUCUUUUUGUCCAGCCGAGUAUUCAAUGCUUUCACGGACCUGGUGAAGGCAAACAUUCGCAACAAUGUGGCUUUGCGGCAAACGAGUGCUCUCUCGGGCAUACUCCGCAGCGCUUUAGACACCACAGCGCCAGAGACGUGGAAUACCGAGUUGCAAAGGCUUGGUCUCUGUCUGGCAGAACAUGGCUUGAAUGACAUCGAAGAUGCCGCGUUUCUUUUCAAGCGCGCCACGAAGUCUGGGCCAGCUCGCGAGGUUUUACUGUCACUACUCCAAUCUUCGAAAGAGCCCUCAUUGAUCCAGUUCGACCUUCAGCCUCACGGCUUCUCCUCCAUCGAGAUCAUGAGGCUACCGGGGUUGUUUCCUCCGUCUGUUGGUUAUACAUUCGCGGCGUGGAUGCGUAUAGACGAGUACGAUGCAAAGGCGCACACGACGCUGUUCGGCGCGUACGAUGCAAACCAUACAUGCUUCCUCCUCAUGUACCUCGAGAAGGAUAGCCAUCAACUUAUUCUUCAGACAUCUGUCAGGGCUCCAAAUCCGAGCGUUCGAUUCAAGACGACCAGUUUCGAGGCCGGAAAAUGGUAUCAUGUCGCGGUAACCCAACGCAAGAACCCGUCCGACCCCAGCCAGAGUGUCGCGUCUCUUCUCGUAGACGGUAUCUUUGCAGAGCAAAGAAGAUGCAACUAUCUCGACAUGCCAGAGGAACAGCCGUUGGCUGGGAAUUCUCACCCGAACGCGCAGGGCCAGCGUCAUCUGAUGCCGGUGCAAGCCUUCCUUGGAACACCUCGCAGCGUCGCUUUGAAGCCUGUGCCCAACUACAGCACCUCCAGAUGGUCGCUUGGCUCUGCUCACUUGUUCUCGGUUCCAGUAUCUGAUGAUUUUGUUACUGUACAUUACCGGCUUGGGCUUCGCUAUCGCGGGAACUUGCAGGACUGUCUAGGUCCGUUGCUCACCUACAGAUCUUCUGCUGAGCUCAACAAAUACAAUGAGACACUACAUCCGGAUAAGUCCGACAGAUCUGACAUACUCGCAGCAACAGAGGGUCGAGGAAGCGAAGUUGUGGCCGAAUCGCGCAUACUCCUUAGCAUCAGUCCUGCCGCGGUGGUUGACUUGGAUGCCUGUUUUGGCAGGUCUGGAGGGGUCGAAUACGAGCUAGGCAGCAAAGCUCUUUCGAGGUUCCUCAAGCUUGCCCAGACGACGCGAGCGGUAGCAGUCAAUACCGCCGCUGGCUCUCUGAAUGAUGCUAUCAGUCAUUCCUACGGAGCUGGCGUCUUCACGGGCGAUCCUCUUGUGCUUCUUCAGCAGCCCCUGGAUGAAGCAAGUUGGUGUCUUGCAGGGUCACUUCCGGUUCUCGUUCGACUCUUGGAAUCUGCCAAUACAAAGACAGCUUUCUUACAAGCGACCAAGAUCUUCAUCAGUUGUGUCAAAGACAAUUGGCGCACGAGCGAGGCCAUGGAGAAAGGGCAUGGGUUCGGCGUUCUGGCCAUGAUUAUUCGGGAAAAGCUUGGAUUCGACGUUGGCUCCUCUCACCCUUCUACCAGACGAUCAUCCGCAAUGUUGAAUCUGGAAGAUCGACAAAGUCUGCCCAAAGAGCUGCUGGAGCUGAUCUUGGAGUUUGUUGGCUACGACAUGGAUCGGCCUGAAGAGUCACUGUUGGUGAACCCAAUGGCAUAUCGAGUACUCCUGAUAGACUUUGAUACGUGGCGUCGCUCUGAUGUUGAAACACAAAGGCUAUACUAUGCCCAAUUCAGCCAUCUGGUAGCUGGGAAUAAGAACUCGUCCUUCAAUCAGAAGCGAUUGACGAGAAUGAGAAUCGUCAAGAAGCUAAUAGAUGCAUUGAAAUCUGAAGAGAUGGGCGCGGAAGCUGCCAAUCUCAUGAUGGGCGCUCUCAAGGCACUCCUCGACACAAACAGUGCCCAGACAUUUUACCGAGACCUCGCCAUGUUUGUUGCAUACGGCCUACACGACGGCAGAGCUAUGCCAACUACUUCGGUCCGGAACAUGGCAAGCACAGUCAGUCUGCGUCAGAAGAUCGGCUCAUGGGCGAGAGGAGCACGCGGCUCUCGACCCAACACACCUGUAGGAACCCAAGGGCAGCAGGCAGAACCUUGUAUUUCACGAUUCGAGUUGGCAGUCCUCGUCUUGAGAGUGUUGGCGGAAGCGCUGACUAACGAUCACUCCACCACCGCUAUCCGACGAUUCAACAAGGCAGUCAACCAGAGGUGGCUACUGCACCUACUCGCAGAGAAUGACAGUCGAGUCGUCGAGUUCACACUCUCCAUCUUGUGCAAAGCACUCGCGACUCUUGGAGCAGAGUUUAAGACUCCCUUUGUUGAGAAACACGGAGGCUUCAUCACCCUCAAAUCACGAUUGAAGCCAUUCUCUCGGUCAAAGUCGGUGUGGACACUAUGCUUCGCCAUCUUUUUCGGCCGCAAUGUUCCAGUGGCGUCAUUAGUGAAGGACUUUUCGGCUUUCAAUCUGGUCGAGAUGCUUGUCGUCAAUGAAACGCUUGCGGUCAAUAAUCCGGAGAUGCUGCCAACUUUGUUUGGGAUGCUCGAGUCCGGUGUGCGUAAGGUCGCAAAAGAUGAUGAGCGGAAUGGCGAAGACAAUGCCGUUCUCGAAAAUGUGAUACAGUUUCUGGGCGAGAUUUACAGGCGCAGCAGUGCAUUCCGCGACUUCGCAGUCAAUUCUCGCUACUUGCAAGAAUUGCUCUUCAUGCUCUUCCCGCUCUUGACAGGAUGUGACAGAGUCUCUCCGGACACAGAGCUACAGUCAGAAGCGUUGUCAUUCAAAGGCGAGGAAGUAAAGAUGCGUCCCCAUUCGAACUCUUUGGGUGAACGACCGCCGUCUGUGCGCAGCCUGACAGUGGAAGGCGACAAGCGCACACCAUCCCCGAUGGCGCCGAACAGAUUGCAAGGACCGCGACGGAUAUCAUCCUUCGUCUUGGUGAAUGACAAUGGCGAACGCUCCAAAGCACCGCCUGCGCAAUUUAAUGCUCCGAUGGCACCCAAGGCUACCGAGCCCGUCAAGAUCAACGUAACGAAUUCCCUUGUAGAAAGUUUGCUCGAGCUCGCGGUGACACUCUUCAUCGACCAGACAUGCUACAGGGACAAAUUCAGUGGCAUUGGGGUUUUCCUGAAGGUGCCUCCAGGGUUCAGGGAGCACCAAGCAUACUUCGAAUCCUAUGUGCUCGUCAAUGCCUUGUCCCAGCUCGGGAGCCACCUUCGUCUAAACCAGCAGCUGCUAGUAGAAACACGAGUCCUUACAAACCUCGCGCGGUACGCUCAGCACAUGGCCGAGGCGGUCUCAGAAGGCUGGUUCAUUGAUGGCGCACAGCCCCUGCUAGAUUUCACAGGCGAGAUCCUGGAACAUCUGCAGCAACCCUCUAUUGCUUCUGUCAAGUCUGUAAGACUUUGCAGUCAGUCAACGAACUCCAUCCGCGUUGUAUUUCUCAAAGCUACACUCUGGCGACUGGCUGCGUUGGAUGAAGAUGCGGACGAGAAAGAUGUUGGCAAUUUCCUGCUCAAGAUGACCUACUGGCAAACAAUCCUGUUUUCUGCCGAAAACCAAGAGACUUUAUUUACGAAACUGAUAUGUUUUUUGCUCUACCACAAGCUGGUAUCUGGGGUGAAGUCUGUUAGGCUUGCUGCAGCGCAGCUGUGGCGGAUCGUACUUGUGCAGAAACCUACCGAGACUGCCACAAUGCUCACCAACACGAUGGGACCCGAUCAGCGGCAUCUAUCGACAGGUUUCAUGAAACUGGUCUCCAUGGACGACGAUGAUUUCCUGGCUUGGGUGGAUCAAAACCGAGAUACCCUGGAUACAGUUUUCAAUAAUUCGCUUAGCAAGCCUUGGGAUGACUUCGUCCAGAACGAGAAUAAAAGCUCCGAUGAAACGGCCAAGAACAGGCUUAGCAAGCGAAGAGACAAGUUGCGACAGUGGCAUGCAGAAGAGUUGACCGCGGAUGACUUCAUGAACAGGUACGAAGUCUCGACCAGUCAUUGGAGAGCGAAUGUCCAUGCCCAAGAGCGCCUCAAAUUACAAAGAGCGGUGCAGGAUCACCAGGAGAACAUCAAUCACCUGUACACGGCCUUUUCGAAGAUUGAAAAACUCCUUCAUGAGCCGUGUGGUCUCGAGCCUUCAAGCGGUCCUCCCAGGUGGCAUUUGGAUGAGACAGAAGCUGCCAACAGAAUGCGCAUGCGUAUUGUUCCCGACUCAAGCGGCCUGAAAGAGAGCUUUCAACCGAAGAGAAAGGCAUCGCGCAGUGUCUCUGGAAACAAUGAGCUAGCACUGAACGCUCAGAUUCCUCGUGUCGUGUCCGAUGGCAUGGCUUGCCCACUACCGUCGACGCCCGGCACGUCCACGCCUGCUGCCACCGAUGGCGCCCACGAAAACGACGAGAACAAGCGAGCCCGGAGUGACUCCGUCUCGGGCUCACAGCUGCUUGAAGGUGCCUUCGAGAUGGUUGAUGAUCCAAAAGAAGACGAGGACGGCAUGAUUGAGGACAAGAACCGAAAGGUACUGACGAGCCUCCAACGAGGCGAUAUGGUCCAGCAGCUGUACAACACAUCUCGUAUCGUCGGACUUGAAGCCUGUGAAGGGCUUUUGGUAGUCGGCCAAAAAUGCAUCUACAUGCAGGACAAUUUCUUCCAGCGGUCAGAUGGCGAGAUUGUGAGCGUUGCGCAGGCGCCGGAAGAUGAGCGCGAUCCUUACGUCCAGCUAAUAUCAGGAAAGGACCUGGGUACUGCCAGAACAAAGCACAGUAUUGGAGACCAGGAGACGAGACACUGGACCUGGCAAGAAGUCCUAAGUGUUUCCAAACGUAGAUUCCUCCUUCGGGACGUCUCUAUCGAGGUCUUCUUCACGGAUGGCCGGAGCUAUCUACUCACUUGCAUGUCAUCAAAGAUAAGGGACGAUCUAUACAGUGCUAUCGUACAACGAGCACCGCAUGUUCACGGCAAUGUUGGCGUAGCCAGUGAGGAUGCAUGGCGGCUAGAUACGUUACGCAACCCGGAAGAAGCGCCAAAGAACAUUGGGGCCAAGUUCGGCAACCUGUUCAAUCAAGGUCCGUCGAACACUGCUACCAAGAAAUGGCAGCGUGGAGAGAUGUCCAACUUCCAGUACUUGAUGCUCAUCAACACCAUGGCCGGGCGGACAUUUAACGACCUGACCCAGUAUCCUGUGUUCCCUUGGGUACUCGCAGACUAUAGCAGCGAAGAACUGGACCUUGACGAUCCAAAGUCUUUCAGAGACUUUUCAAGACCAAUGGGGUGCCAGACACCUGCCAGAGAGGCCGAAUACAAGGACCGGUACAAGCAGUUCGCAGAGAUGGGGGACGGCAACGCCCCGCCGUUCCAUUAUGGUACACACUAUUCGUCCGCGAUGAUCGUCACCUCGUACCUUAUCCGGCUACAACCCUUUGUGCAGUCUUAUCUACUGCUUCAAGGUGGAGCAUUUGAUCAUGCGGAUCGACUGUUCGAUUCUAUCGAGAAGGCGUGGCUCUCGGCAUCAAGAGACACGAUGAGUGAUGUCAGAGAGUUGACACCCGAAUUCUUCUAUCUGCCUGAAUUCUUGACCAACAUUAACAAGUAUGACUUCGGCACGAAGCAGGUCACUGGCGAGGCUGUUAACGAUGUGCAUCUGCCGAAAUGGGCCAAAGGUGAUCCACACAUCUUCAUUGCCAAGCAUCGGGAGGCCUUGGAAAGCAAGUACGUCAGUGAGCGGCUGCAUGAUUGGAUUGACCUUGUGUUUGGCUUCAAACAACGGGGUGAGAUGGCAGUCGAAGCCACCAACGUGUUUCAGCAUUUGUCGUAUGGCGGUGCCAAGGAUCUGGACAAGAUCGAUGACCAAGUCGAACGUUUGGCCACAAUUGGCAUCAUUCACUCGUUUGGACAGACGCCACAUCAAGUCUUCCUGAAGCCGCAUGUCUACAGAGAACAGCAAGCCGAGCAGAAGCUGGACACUCUGGUGGAAACGCUUACAAGGCUUCCUGACACGGCGAUCCAUAUCGGAGAGAAAGUCACGGACUUCACAUACUCGCCCACUAAGAAUCAGCUACUGGCGAGUGGACCUGGCAAACUCAACGUUCUUCCUGACUGCGAUCGUUACAUGCAAUGGGGCUUCCCAGAUCACAGUAUCCGCUUCUUCUCAAAGCACACCAAGCGCCUUCUUGGUCUGUACGAGAACACUCAUAUUGGACCUGUCUCGACGGCCACUUUCGUGGACAGCAAGACACUAGUCACUGCCGGGCAGGACUGCACUAUAGGCGUAUGGAAAGUCAUUACCUCCCGCGACUCGAUCGAAAUACAGCCUAAGACGUACCUCUUCGGUCAUCGGACCGCUGUGACUGUCCUUGCUGCUAGUCGGGUCUUCAGCACGCUUGUUUCUGCUUCUGCGGAUGGCCAGGUCCUGAUAUGGGGACUGAACAGGCAGAACUGCACUCGCGUCUUGCUUCCGCCUGGUGGUGAGCCUAUCCAAGCUGCCAGGAUCAGCAAUGUUUCUGGCCACAUCUUGCUCUGUCGCGGGAAGGACCUACUAUUGUACACCCUGAACGGCCAUCUACUCGUCUCCCAACGACUGGACGAUGAAAUUCUCUGCACGGCUUUCUACGAAGGCUCCGGUGGCAACGAGUACCUUGAACGAGAACUUGUCUUUACGGGGCACGCUGGCGGCGUUGUGAAUGUCUUCAGCCUUGUCAUCUUGCGCGAUGGGAAGUGGGAAUUGGUUCUGGUGAAGAAGUUGGUGAAUCUGCAUUCUUCUGGGACGAGGAGUGCGUGUAGUAUCACGGGUAUCUUGCCUAUGAGUAAGGGUGUCUAUACGGGUGAUGAAGAGGGUGGGGUUUGGAGUUGGGAGUGUGUUGUUAGGGGUGGUGGGAAGAGAUGA